AGAGAUGCCAAGACUUCUAGAGGCGAUAUGGACAGAUGAAAACAGAAGCCCUCCACACAAGCCACAAUCUAGGCUUAACUGCCGAUCCGCCUGAAGGGCCAACAAGGGAAGGGAGCCCUUGGGUGCGGUAACCUAUGGCUCAACAGCGAACUACCGAGCACCGUUGCUCGCCUGUAUAAGCUAAUUUCGCUAUACAAAUGGUAUGGCGUGAUGUUACCGAAAUAGUAAUCCAUAAGCUUGAAAGAUGUUGUUAAACGGCGCCUCGGAACGCCUUCUGGUUGCGCUCUGCCUGCACGUGAGUUUCGGCCCCGAGAUCUACACACGGAAGUAUACACGGCAAUAAAGGCGGAAGAAAAGUUAGCUUAGAUAUGGAGGACAAGCGAGAGGUAACAGUGGUUAUCGAGAAGGAUGUUUCGGUAGUGGUACCUACGGAUCUACCAGACGACCCCAAGAGGACCAGCGAGAUAAGUGGUGACACGGUUGUCACUAUUACUGAUAUCAACACUGAGUCAAAGGUGUCAGAGGACACCACGGCGGUCGAGGAGGUCCCGCCCCUGUUCACGGUCUACAAGCCGUGGCAGAAGCGGCUAAUCGUCCUGAGCGCCGCCUUCAGCGCUCUUUUCGCCUCUUGGACGGCUCAGAUCUACUUACCUGCGCUAAAUAUCGCGGCUGAGGACUUGGACGUCUCGAUCACGCGGAUCAACCUCACAGUCACCAGCUACAUGAUUCUGCAGGGCCUCACGCCCAUCUUCAUCGGCGGGUUCGCCGAUACCUCGGGGCGUCGGCCAGUGUACCUGGCGUGCUUCGUGCUCUACAUCAUUGCCAACGUAGGCCUUGCCAAGUCCGACAGCUACGGGAGCCUCCUCGGUCUGCGGUGCUUCCAAUCCGCCACCAUAUCGGCCACGCAAGCUCUGUGCCAGGGGGUCGUGGCGGACAUAGCGACCAGCGCGGAGCGCGGGCAAUACACGGCUUUUAUCGCGGUUCCGGUGACGCUGGGGCCCAGCCUGGGACCCGUGAUCGGCGGCGCUCUCGCGCAGUACCUGGGGUGGCGGAGCAUCUUCUGGUUCCUGGCCGCGUGCGCGGGGGCCAACCUCCUGGUCCUGAUCUUCUUCUUCCCGGAGACCUGCCGCCAGGUCGUGGGCGACGGCUCCGUCCUGCCCCGGAGACGCAACCAGACGGUGGUGCAGCUGAUCCGCAACCGCCGGCAGAAGAAGGACGCUUCCGAUACCGAGAGCAACAACAACAACAACACCGCUACCCCUGCUAACACGGCCGCGCCCCCUUCCAAGGCUAACUUCGCCUGGUCCAAGUUCCUGACAUCUCUUAUCCUCAUAUGCGAGAAGGAGCUUAGCUUACUCUUCAUGUACGGCGGCUUCGUUUUCGCGGGCGUCUAUGCCGUAGCGACUGCUGUUCCGACCCUUUUCGCCGACAUAUACGGCUUCGACGGCCUCAAGGUCGGCUUAAUUUACCUACCCAUGGCCGUCGGGUCCAUCUUCUCCGUCGCGCUAGUCGGGAAGGGGAUGAAUUGGAACUACCGGCGACACGCGCGAAAGCUAGGAGUAGAAGUGGACAGGACCCGCCAGAUCGAUCUAUCAGACUUCCCCAUCGAGCGCGCGCGGAUCGAAGUUGCCAUCCCGCCGCUAAUACUAAGCAUGGUGGUCAUCACGGCUUGGGGAUGGGCCCUGGAAAACCAAGUCUCGGUCGCCGUCGUGUGCGUGCUGGUCUUCCUGCUCGGGCUAGGGCUCGUCAGCACCACGAGCGUCUUCAACGCGCUCAUCGCGGACGUCCGGCCGGGGAAGACCGGCGCCGCCAGCGCAUCUAAUAACAUCAUCAAGUUCCUGCUGGGCGCCGCUAUGGCCGCGGCCAUCGACCCGCUUAUCAGGGCCGUGGGGCCAGGUAAGGCUUACACGAUCAUCGCGGUGCUCUACGUAUUGCUGUCGCCGUGCCUGUACCUGAUCGCGAAAAGGGGAAUGCGGUGGCGAAUGGAGUUGCGGGAAAAGGAGAGCGAGAACAACAACAGUAACAACACAAGUUAAUAAGAAUAACUAAGAUAUUAUAUUGUAUUGUAUUGGAAUAGACUGCAUCUCUAUAGAGGAGCUACCUAUGGGAUGGAUAUAUUUACACUAGUUAUAUUCGUUAAUUGGCUAUAAGUUCCACUAUGCAAUAUUCCUUCCAUUCCCGUUUGCGCCAUCGUACGACUAUCAUGCCACCCCAGCCACUUCGCCGCGUACCUUUGUAACGCCAGGCACAUCUGUUCGCAGCUGAGAC
Messenger RNA from Daldinia caldariorum, 2268 nucleotides. Its product is annotated as MFS general substrate transporter. The record is from RefSeq and is a predicted model, not a curated record. Gene Ontology annotation, molecular function: transmembrane transporter activity. Bases 369 to 2036 code for a protein of 555 amino acids. The transcript has 2 exons. Lineage: Eukaryota; Fungi; Ascomycota; Sordariomycetes; Xylariales; Hypoxylaceae. Gene Ontology annotation, biological process: transmembrane transport.